Teleopsis dalmanni is the source of this 4558-nucleotide messenger RNA. RefSeq names its product nephrin. The coding region runs from base 128 to 3808 and encodes 1226 amino acids. Gene Ontology annotation, cellular component: cell-cell junction. Gene Ontology annotation, molecular function: cell adhesion molecule binding. The record is from RefSeq and is a predicted model, not a curated record. Lineage: Eukaryota; Metazoa; Arthropoda; Insecta; Diptera; Diopsidae. Gene Ontology annotation, biological process: cell-cell adhesion. The transcript is spliced from 14 exons.
AAAAUAUGCUCACAUAAAAAUUGAUUUGUAUAGAAAACUGCUUCAAUUUAAUUUAUAUAAUAUAAAAACUCUAAACUUAUACAACUUAGUCAGAAACCAAAAACUGUGCUAACAAAAAUUACACAAGAUGCGGCAACGACAUUUCGUGCAACAUUUAUGUAUAGCUCUUUCAUUUGCUUGGAUUUUAGGAUUGAAAUUUAAGUCAACUGCAGAAAUCACGAAAGAGCAGCAUUUCAAAAUAACUCCACAUGAUGUACAAAUUCUUGAAGGGACUGAUACAUUGUUGCGCUGCGAAGUAGCUGCACGCGCUGGUCAGGUGCAAUGGACUAAAGAUGGUUUCGCACUCGGUUUUUCAGCGGUUAUUCAUGGUUUUCCGCGUUAUUCAGUAUUGGUAGAUAAAGAAAACGGUAUUUACAACUUGCAAAUCAAAAACGCUUCCUUAGAAGAUGAUUCUGAAUAUCAGUGCCAGGUUGGACCAGCUCCUGGUAAUCCCGCUAUUCGAGCAAAUGCCAAACUCAAUAUAAUCGCUGCUCCUAGCUCUAUUGCAAUUGAAAGUUAUACAAAGAAUUCGAAAGUUGAAGUUAUUGAAAAACAGAAUUUAACUUUAACUUGUGUCACCGAAAAUGCGAAUCCAGCUGCAAAUAUUGUGUGGUAUUAUGGCAAUACCCACCUUACUGAUGUUGUGCCUAAAAUUGAAAUCAAAGAAGUUGUACCCAAACGUUUUAAGACUAUUUCUACGGUUAUCAUACGACCACGAGCGGAUGAUGAUUUCAAAGAACUGUCUUGCGAAGCAAGGCACAAAGCCUUGCCGCCAGAUCUUCCAAUGCGUUCAAGUAUACAAUUGUCCGUUUUAUAUCCCCCUGGGCCACCAUUUUUUGAGGGCUAUGGGCCAGGCGAAACUUUGAGGCGUGGUCAACAAGUACAAAUCGCUUGUCGUAGUCGUGGCGGCAAUCCGCCGGCACAGUUAUUGUGGUAUAAAAAUGGGGUAGCUGUUUCUUCAUCACAGAGAACCACGGGUCGUUUAUCUGAAAAUAUUUAUACGUUUAUGGCUGAGGAGUCUGACAAUGGUGCAAAUUUGAUAUGUGAAGCUAAGAACAUACUUGCAAAUAAGGCUCUUAAGGCAGAACUUAAUUUAACAGUGUUUUACGCACCGAAAGAAGUCGCUAUUACGGGUGUGACUGAAGCAAAAAUUGGCGAUUCUUUACAACUAUCGUGUAUAAGUUCUCCAUCCAAUCCAGCUGCACUAAUCAAUUGGUCUGUGAAUGGUCGUCCUUUUGGAAACAGCACUUAUAAAACAAUAAAAAGUGAAUUCGGAGGCUGGACAAGCGCUUCUAAUAUAAGCUUGCCCAUUGACGCACAGAGUCGUACUUUCGUUGUAGUUUGCCAUGCACUUAAUACGGAGUUAACACAAAAUGUAGUUACUUCGCAUACAGUAAACGUGUUGUAUCCACCUUCUCCUCCUCUAUUAAUGGGCUAUAACGAUGGAGAUAUUAUUACAUCAGGUUCAGUGAAAAAACUACACUGCUCUUCUGUUGGUGGUAAUCCUGUACCUGUGCUUAGUUGGUUCAAGAAUGACAAAAAGCUAAACGUUGCAGUGAAAGUUCUGGAUAACAAAAUAGUGUCAGAAUUGUCAAUACUUGUGAAUGUCACAGAUAACAAUGCAAUUUACAAGUGCGAAGUGAGGAAUUCUGCAAUUGAGAUUCCAUUAUUUGCCAUAAAAACAUUUAGUGUACAUUUUCCACCCGAAACAGUAAAAAUUAGUGUCUCACCGAAAAACCUUGUGCCUGGUAUUAGAGCAAAACUUAUUUGCGAUUCAAGUUCAAGUAAUCCACCAGCAAAAAUAUCAUGGUGGAAGGAUGGUAUACCAGUUGAAGGUAUAAAUCUCUCUACUAAAUCCGGCCUUUGGGGAGGUGCUGUGUCUACAUUGGAAAUGUUUGUUAAUAUAACUCAGGACUUGGAUGGUAUUGUUUAUACAUGCCAAAGCAACAAUGAAGUCCUUCAAAGAAGCGUUCAUGAAACAAUUAGCUUAAACAUACUUUUUGCGCCAAAAUAUGAUGUUGAUCAAGAAACUCAAUUUGCGGGUAUUGAAGGUGAACCGUUACACAUAGCUUUGCAAGCUACUGCGAACCCGACAUCUAUAUCCUAUACAUGGACAAGAGAUGGUUUACCAAUAUUAUCAAAUAACGAGGGUGUUAACCGUAUUAUGGCAAUUGGUCCAGUUUUAAACAUUACCCAGUUAAGUCGCAACGAUGGUGGAAAUUAUGUUUGUGAGGCAAUGAAUUCUCAAGGCACUGCUAUGUUGGAAAUCAAUGUAAUAGUCGAUUAUGCUCCAACGAUUGAGUCAAUUUCUGCAGAUAGUAGUUUUGUGAUUGGUGAAGAUGCCGUACUCUCCUGUAGUGUUAACGCGAAACCAUUAUCAGCAGCACAUGUAUAUUGGGUGCGGAAUGGAUACAAUAUGGAAGACCGUACUUCAACUACUUUUAUUAAUAAUACAUCGUAUUUACAUAUUAAGCAGGUACAACGUAAGGAUGUAGGAAAUUUUACUUGCAUUGCAGAUAAUCAACGCGGAAAGAUAGAUCAACGCAAUGUGCUACUUAUUGUGCAGUCGGCACCAGAACUUGACCAUUCACCAGCAUAUACCCGUUUUGCUGUACGCGUUGGUGAGCGAGGUCGUAUAAUAUGUAAAGCUGUUGCAGCACCUCUACCUGUUUUUGUCUGGCGACGUUUUGGUAACGAUAUAAAAAUGCUGCAUCGCAGUAAAUUCAAAGCAGUAGAAAACAUGGUAAAUGGGCUUACAUAUGAGUCUAUCCUAUAUGUUGAAAAUACUUCUGCUGAUGAUUACGGACCAUAUGAGUGUGUGGUACGUAAUAUUCAUGGGCAAGCAAGUUCGACUCUCGAAUUGAUUAAACCAACUCGACCUGAUAUUCCUUUAGCGAUAAAUGUGGAUAACGCCACAGAUGACUCUGUGGUGUUAGUGUGGUCUCCAGGUUUUGACGGUGGUCUAAAAACUUAUUAUCGUUUACGCUAUAGGCUUCAAAAUGAAGACAAAUACAAAUUCGUAGAUAUUAACCCUGGAUGGUUUAAUGCCACUUUAAAUGGUUUGAAAUCUGGUGCUGUAUAUUACUUUUCGGUAAUGGCAGCUAAUGAAGUAGGUGGUAGUAAAUACUUGCCGGAUCUAAAACUGACAUUAGCUAGUGGAGCCCAACCAUAUUUAAACGAGUUUACAGAAAAAGAUGAAAUGCCUAAUUUUAUGAUAAUAGGUAUUACCUCUGCCGCAAUGGUUUUAUUGGUGCUUAAUGCUGCAUUAGUAGCUUGGUUUGUAAUACGCCGUCAAAAUAAAAAUACCUCAGAAAGCGAAAGUCCGAACGAUGAUGCAUACUCCAAAGAUGAUAAUCAAUCAGUUUAUAAGCUCCCAAUUACUGCCUUGCAGUCAGAUGUGCAUAAAAAAGCUGCUUCAACUUAUCUAGUAGAAAAUGUAGAUAUUAUACAAUCUACAGCUUAUCCUCCUAAAUACCAAGAAAGCUCAAUGUGCACUUCACCCUACAAUGUUUGCAAUCCCGAUUUUACACGUACACUGCCAAAUCCUAAGCGACACAGCAGUCGCAGUGGCAUUGUAAGCGAUUAUGCACGUUGCAAAGACGAUCAGAUGUUGAUGUCAAAUGGAUUGUAUAUACCAUCUCCAUCGCCGGCAUCCUCAUUGGUUAUAAAGGGUAGUUACGUCUCAUCACCCUCACCAGCACCACCUCCAGAUGGCUCCUAUUUUAAUAUGAGUGACAAAUAUAUUUCAUAUCCACCUGUGGCUUACUGAACAAGUAGCAGCAUAGUCAUUACCGCCUCUGAAAUUCAAUAGCUUUUCAAAUCAGACUGAUUCAACUUGUAUGAUUCAAUUAAAAUUAAAUCAAAUCACAUGAAGUGUAAAGUUGAGACGAAAAUGAAUAUAAAUAAAAUAGGAAGAUAAAAAAAUUGUAUGUAAGUUAGGCGCAAUGAAGAACAUGUUUUCGGAAAAUGUGCGUAUUGUGCCAAAGGCUGUGAUAAGUACCUGUUCGACCAGCUACCUGAUGAUAGUAAUGUCCGUGCACUGUGCGUUGCAUUUUCCUCAUUGUAGAAACAAGAACUUUUAUUGAUGUGAAGAAACAUCAUCUGCACUCACACUUAUGCGUGAGUUGAAAAGUUGCUUCAGAUAAACUAAUCAUCAAUUUUAUAAUGAGUUCGGGCUAACCUCAGACUGUUUGAGCAGGUUUUUAGAUUAAGGCACUUAUAAGUUUAAAUAGAGUUUUUCAUUUCUAUCUUUAAGUCUUCUGUAUUGGAAUUUUAUUAUAUAUCUUAAACAUGCAUGUGUUAAAACGUUCAUACAUUUGUACUAUAUAUAAUACAUUUUUGUAGUCUUUUACGAAUUUGCAGCAUGGACAAGUUAGUCUUUAUAGAAAUUUAAAUAGAUGUAAGGCAUUUUUAUAAAUAUAUACAUUAUAUACACAAGGCAUAAAAAACCAUUUAUUUAAUAGUUAAAUAUUUAGAUUUUGCUAAGUGACAAUAAAUUAAGAUUGUAUCAUUGUAUUUG